CCCUCUAGCCACCACCGCUCUACGCAUCCAUGCAGUGGUGCUGUUGCAGCUAGGAUUGUUUUGGUUUUGCCUGCGCAGGUACACGAAGAGAACUGUGGCUGAUAUGUAACUUGGAUUGGACGUAUAAAUGUCCUUUAGCGAUAGGAGAACUAUGUGAGACGCCCUUCGUGACCAGGAGUAUUAAAAUCAUUGUGUGGUUCAUCUUUCCCUGCUGAGACACCCUGCACAUACCAGACAGGGAACCAGUCACUCCUUCAACAUGGCCUAUCGGCGAGGCAUUCGAGAUGCUUAUGAAGCACGCUUUGCAGCACUGGAUUCAAGAGAGGUGACAGUGCACCGAGUGGUCAAUAUUGUUGAAAAGAGGCCUCGGCCAGCUGUGGAAUAUGACAGAGGUUAUGAUGAUGACCCGUGGUAUGGCGUUCCUCGACAUUACCAUGACGCGAGAGAAUAUCACGCCGAAAGCAGUUACUCGCACGAUGAUCGUCGAUACUAUGAGGACAACUCCCAUGACCAUUAUCGCAGGAGUAGCCCACAACACGAGGGCCCGUACUCACAUUCAUCCUAUGCCAGAGACGAUUUGAGGCAUCAGUUAGGCUCAAGGAGCAGUAGCAGAGGUGGUCCCUAUUACCGCAGCAGAGGUCGCGGAUCGGGUGCUCCUCGAAGGAGCUCUCCCUCUAUAAGCGCCAAACGGGAUCGCUCUCCUGUAAGGAGGGAAUCGCAACCACCUGUACCUGUCCGCUCUGGAUCAAACACCAGCACCAGGAGCUUCUCCCCUGACAGGGAGAAAAGCGCCUCCUACCAGCAGGCCCAGCAAAGGCAUAAGCCCAGCGUGCAGACGAGCCACACUCCCAGCAGCUCUGUGGAGGAGACUCCUCACGCCUCUGGAUCUUCAAAGGAAAAAACUCAAACUGCAUCUGUAGCGGAGACGGAGGAGGUGGAGGUGGAGGUGGAGGUGGAGCAGGAGCGGGAGGUGGAGGCGGUGGAGGAGGUUGGGGAGGUUGGAGAGGUGGAAGAGGUUGAGGAGGUGGAGGAGAUGGUGUCUGCCAGCAUGGAGCCAAAGCCGACACCAGAAGAAGACUUCAAGGCUCGCCGGUUGGAGGCCAUUAAGGCUAAGUCUCUGGAAGUUGAGAAGCAUUACAGGGCGGACUGUGAGACAUUUCGCACCGUGGUGAAGAUGUUGGUGGACAAGGAACCCAGUUUGGAUAAUCUGCUGCAGGCUCCGCUGGAUGAGAACCUGUCUGAGAUCAAAGAGCGCUGUCUAGAGUCCCUCAGGCACUUUGUGAAGGAGCUGGACGAGGUAUUAAAGCAGCCAGACACCUCGGCGUAAACUGCACGUCACGAAACACCGAAAUAUGCUUUUUCACUCGUAUUAUUUUAAUAUUCAUAUGUAUUAUUAAGAAAAGACAGGAUAUCUGGCGGUGGCACUCUUCCACUUGCUGAAACAUAAAUAGGAUUUAAGACUCAAUGCUAAAAAUGUUCAUGUGGAUAUGUGGUUACAAUGAAAUGCCUAUAGUAUUAUGAGUAAAAUCAAAAGAGCCUUGUAGAGUGAAAUGCCCAAGAUACAGUUUCUUUAAACUUUUAUGAUUCAGCUGCGAUUUUAACCUUGAGUCAAUUACAGAUGACGUUUUAUACAGAUAUAUAUGAAAUAUUUGCUUGGUCUUAUUGAUGAUGAUUCCUACUGAUAAAUGAAAUAAUUCAGCUUUCCUAUCACAACCUUUUACUCAGUCUUAAGUGAUAUAAAGUGUAUUGUGCUUCCAUUAUCUGUAUUUGUUGCAGAUGAGGCAGCGAGUGCAUCUAGCGCUAACUGUAACAAGUAUUCUCAAACCAGAAGGGUCCGACUGUAUGUGAUGUUUUUCAGUGCAGCGCUAUUUUAUAUAGAGAAGGUUUUCUAUAUGUAGAUCAUGCAUUUUUUGUCUUUUGAGUUGUAAUCAAACGUCUUGUGAAUAUCAUCUUUUAGAAUUAUACUCUUGUAAAUAAAAGCUGAGACCUUGAAUGAA
This is a messenger RNA of Sebastes umbrosus (honeycomb rockfish), 1997 nucleotides long. Its product is annotated as periphilin-1-like. The transcript is spliced from 10 exons. Bases 260 to 1327 code for a protein of 355 amino acids. The record is from RefSeq and is a predicted model, not a curated record. Gene Ontology annotation, biological process: negative regulation of DNA-templated transcription; protein localization to heterochromatin; negative regulation of gene expression, epigenetic. Gene Ontology annotation, cellular component: nucleoplasm. NCBI's taxonomy places the organism in Eukaryota, Metazoa, Chordata, Actinopteri, Perciformes, Sebastidae.